This is a messenger RNA of Temnothorax curvispinosus, 963 nucleotides long. Its product is annotated as cathepsin D-like. Gene Ontology annotation, biological process: proteolysis. NCBI's taxonomy places the organism in Eukaryota, Metazoa, Arthropoda, Insecta, Hymenoptera, Formicidae. The transcript has 7 exons. Gene Ontology annotation, molecular function: aspartic-type endopeptidase activity. The record is from RefSeq and is a predicted model, not a curated record. Bases 1 to 963 code for a protein of 320 amino acids.
AUGUAUCGGCUCUUCGUGACGGUAAUCACGGUAAUCAAAUUCGCGUCAAUCAACGCGGAGUUGCAUAGGAUUCCGUUAUACAAGACAUUUUCCGAUGAAAAAUUUUUGACGAAAACUAUGGCACGACUCCGUUUGGGUACGGCAAACGUACCUCUGAUUAAUAAUGACAAUUUAGAAUAUUAUGGUAAUAUCGAAAUUGGAACUCCACCGCAGACAUUUAAAAUAGUUUUCGACACUGGUUCCUCGGAUCUCUGGAUUGGUGGCCUUGGGGUUACAUCACAGAUAUUCGGAGAAGUGUUUAAUUUCUCGGAAGAUUCUUUGCCCUGGGCAAAAUGCGACGGCGUUCUGGGGAUGGGCUAUCGCGCCUUAUCUGCUUUUAAACAGGAUUCUGUCUUCCAAAACAUGAUUGAUCAACACUUGGUGUACCGACCAAUUUUUAGCUUCUAUCUAAAUCGAAAUGUCACGGACGUGUUCGGCGGUGAACUGAUAUUGGGUGGCAUCGAUUCUUCCCAUUACGAGGGCGAGUUUACGUAUGUUAAUGUUACUAAAAAAAAAUACUGGCAAAUUACCAUGGAUAAGAUUCAAGUAAAAAAUUACACCUCUUGCUCGGAAGGCUGUCAAGCUAUUGUUGACACGGGUGAUUCUUUGAUAUGUGGACCACCGCAGACUAUCGAAGCUCUUAACAGAGAGAUCGGUGUUAAUGAUACUGGACUAGUGAACUGCGACGAGAUUUCUAAUUUGCCCGAUAUCAAUUUCGUCAUAGGUGGUAAGACGUUUCCACUCACUGGUCAAGAUUAUAUCUUGAAGAUGACAGAAGGCGAAAUAGAUGUUUGCAUUCCCGCCUUCGAAGGAGUUAAAUCGCAUGAUGAAUUAGAGUGGAUUUUGGGCUAUCCAUUUCUUGGUCGAUACUACACCAAGUUUGACAUGGGGAACAACCAAGUGAGAUUCGCCACUUUAAAAUAA